UGAAUCCAAUGAAUCCUUGGACUGGUGGUGGUAGUAGUAGUAUUUGAAACAAUUAGUGCGACUACUUUGAUGUUGAAAUAUAUAAACACACAUUAAAUUGGUAGUGGUAUACAAAAUUGUACUAUUUGUGAUAUAUAUACAUUUUUAGUGAUUGAAUCGUAUCAAAAUAAAUUGUGUUGGAAGUUUUUGGAACGAUUGCAUUUAUCAUCAUAAUAAUAACAUAAUCGAUUGAUGAUUUCUUUUAGAUCAAUAUGGUAGUUGUAAUAUGACAAAUGACAAACAUCGUCAUCAUCAUCAAUAAAUAGAAAUUAAAUUAAAUAAAAAUAUAUUUUGUAUCACGAAUUUUCUACAAAGUUCUUGUUAUUAUCAUUCAUGUAGUCGUACUGAUUACGAAUACAAGAUGAGCGAAACCAAACCGAAAGAAUUGUUAAGUCAAACAAUAAAUGGUGAUGAUCAAAAUGUUAAUCCUGAUUUAAAUUCAUCUGAAUCAACAACAAAUGAUCAAAGUGUUAAGCAAAAAAUGCCAAACGUACAAAAUGUAAACGGACAUUCCGUUGUUCUUGGACAACUACCAGAUGAUUUUCUUCGUCUUGAUUCUGCAUCGGCAACGAAUCAACGAACUUGUAACCAGAUUGAACUUGACGAAGAAUUGGCUGCAUCACUUCAACGACAAUAUGAUUCACAAGCAUUGGCACAACAACGUAACGUAGCCAAUUGGAAUUCCAAUUAUCGUGCUUAUUUGUCCAUAACGUUUGUUGAAGCUCAUUUGGUCAAAAAUUAUGGCCUGAUGAGCAUGAGUCCAUAUGUUCGAAUUCGAGUUGGCAAUACCAUCUAUGAAACAAGAACCAGUACUCGAGGUGGAAAGAAUCCAAAAUGGAAUGAAACUUGUCGUUGUUAUUUACCAAUCGGAUGUGAUACCAUCGCAAUAGAAUUGUAUGAUGAUUGCCUAUUUACGCAGGAUGAAUUAAUUGCAUGGGCAACGUACAAAGUACCUGAAAAUUUUCUACGAUUCACGACAGAAACACCUGAGCAUUCAUUUGAGGAGAAAAUUGUCUUGUCAGGCAAACAAGGUGAAGGAUUGGAAGGUGAAUUGUUUAUUUCUGUCAAUUCUAAGCCUGUGACGGCCGAAACAUUGCGUACAUACAUGACUGCACCUAUUUACCAUUCACAUUUGAACGCACCCGGAAUGCUUAUUUCCGGUCCACCAAUACUUGCGGCUCCAUUGAUUGUUCAUCAAAGUCCCGUUCCGGCAACCACUUUAUUACCACCAUCAUCUCGACAGCCGCAGCAACAAGUUGCUGCCCAACCACAGCAACCUAUACAAAUACGUGAUGAAGAUGUUCAAACAUUAAAGGAAAUGUUUCCUAAAAUUGAAAUCGAUGUAAUCAAAUCUGUAUUACAAACUGAACGCGGUAAUCUUGAACGUUCAAUUACCAAUCUGCUGGAAUUAAAUUCAACUACUUAAACAUUACAUAUUACUUCCUUUUCGACUACAUCUUUUGUGCAACAAACAUAUUUAUCUUGAUACUAAUUCACUUUUUCCUUUUUAAAAAACGAAAGCAAAUCUUUUAAUUAUUGUUAUGUUUCGCUUAAAUGUUUUUUUUAAUAAUAAUCAAUAAAUCGUUGCAAUCAUCAUUGAUUCCAAUA
This is a messenger RNA of Dermatophagoides farinae (American house dust mite), 1647 nucleotides long. RefSeq names its product toll-interacting protein B. Gene Ontology annotation, molecular function: ubiquitin conjugating enzyme binding; ubiquitin binding. Gene Ontology annotation, cellular component: cytoplasm. The record is from RefSeq and is a predicted model, not a curated record. Lineage: Eukaryota; Metazoa; Arthropoda; Arachnida; Sarcoptiformes; Pyroglyphidae. Gene Ontology annotation, biological process: ubiquitin-dependent protein catabolic process.